Molecule: messenger RNA, 810 nt
Organism: Effrenium voratum
Lineage: Eukaryota; Dinophyceae; Suessiales; Symbiodiniaceae
Source: the annotation of a GenBank genome assembly
AUGAUCACCUACCUACUGUUCUACGUCAUGGAUUACUCCGACACAGGCAUCAUCGAGCGCUCGGAAUUCAUCCAGGGGGUAGUGGGUCUUUGUGACCAGAUCCGGCCCAUGUCCAUUAUGGAGUUGCACUACCAGGUCUCCAAAUGUGUCACCAAGAUGGAGAGCAACGAGGUGAAGAUCGAGAACUUGGUCAAGGUCAUGGACAUCUAUGAUGGCAAGAUGGAUCGCGUCGAGCGCAUCGUGCGGGACAUGGCGGAGGUUCUGCGGCGCGCGGCCCAGGCGCCCAGCGGAAGCGCCACGCACACGCCCGACAACUCCAGGCGCUCCUCCCGCGUCAUGGACACCAUCACCUCCGCGGGCUCCGUCAGCUUCGCGGAGCCCUGUCCGCAGGCUCCGGAGAAUCCGCCCGCCACCACGCUGGCGGUGUUUUCCCGGGCGCCCGCGCUGGGCGCGCGGGCGGCCCUGGGGGUGUCUUGGGCCGUGGCAGAGUUGGGCCAGGAGCCUGAGGUCGAGGACAUGAAUCUCUCCCCAGACAGUGGCGAACGCUGGAGCGCGGAGAGCGAUUGCGGCCACUGCAACCUCCGCGAGCCCGGGGAUGUGAACUCGAAAGGCGUGCUGGCAGAGGUGCUGCAAAGCCACAGCACCUUGCUCGCAGAAGCCCGCGAGGCCUUCAAUGCCGGCAGCGAGGCGCCAGAGCAGUCGAUGCGUUCGCUGGUGGAUUGGACGCUGCGGCUGCAGCUGGCGCACGUGAAAGUGCUGUCCGCCUUGGUAGAUCCCCGGGAAGCUGACGGCCACACGAAGGAGCAGUGA